Messenger RNA from Physella acuta, 3780 nucleotides. RefSeq lists its product as uncharacterized. Lineage: Eukaryota; Metazoa; Mollusca; Gastropoda; Physidae. Gene Ontology annotation, biological process: regulation of transcription by RNA polymerase II. Gene Ontology annotation, molecular function: DNA-binding transcription factor activity, RNA polymerase II-specific; RNA polymerase II cis-regulatory region sequence-specific DNA binding. Gene Ontology annotation, cellular component: nucleus. The record is from RefSeq and is a predicted model, not a curated record.
UUUUUCCGUUCGCCGUUUCGUACAGAUUCGAUUAUUUAACUAGCUAGAAAACCCGGCUUGUGACGGGGAGUGGGUAGGGGGAGGAGUUUCCCCUUCUCUAGCGUUUAAAAAAAACACCACCUCACUGGUUGUUUACAAGUAUGACUGCUGUUGAUUCACCUUAAUCAUUCGACCUCAACAUUCCGUAUCAGCGACAGUGACACAAUGUGAAUAGUUUUCAAGUAGACUAAUAGGAGAAAUAUGAAUUAGGACCGGUCGUGGGACUUAUAUAACUGCGCAAUCUUGUAACUCAUUUCCUGAACUUACUGGGAUUACUACACAUGUAUUUUACAUUCAAGAUUAUUUAGUAACCUCCGAUGCUGGGGAAUACCAGUUUUAUACCGAACAUUGUUUGAACAUUUUGGAACAUUUUAAUUUUGACAUAGUGUUGUAAAAGUUGAGCUGUUUGAUAUUUAUAAUUUAUUGUACACUACUGUGGUGUGUGUUCGCAACUGAAGAUGUUGGUCAUAGAGGGAAUGCAGCAUAAGCUAUCAAAUCCAUGGAAAAGCAGCUACGAUACUGAGUACUCAUCAAUGGAUGAUGCCGAUAUCGACUCUACAAACACGUCUAUUUCUAACGGAAUCGGCAGCAUGAAAUCGGAAAGUAUCGUGAGUGGACUUUUGAGUAAAACAAACGUUUACGAGAGCAGACUGAGCAACGUAGAAGGCAUGAAGAACCUGGAGCACAAGAUCCAGGAGCUGAGGGGGGAGAAGGAGGCGGGGGAGUUGAAGACAUGCCUCUCCAGCUUCCACAACGACCAGGACAGUCCGCUGGACUUCUCCGUCAAGCGCAGGUCAUCUUUCUCAGGGAGCCUCACCGACGACUCUCAGGCCUCUUCCUCCAGUCCAGGUCACAUGACCGACUACAACGCAGGUUCUCCGCCCAACAAUGACUACCCCAGCGACAUUAUCAAAAGGGAAUCGCCCAGCCCUACAGACAUGGACGCUCAGAAAAUGUCGGAGAGCGCAAAGUUUGGUUCCGGUCUGAAUCCGGUGCCGCCACUGCUCAACGGCAUGAACAUGUUCCCGGGGCUCCAGCCCAACGUGAUGGCUCAAGGCUCAGUGAUAAACGCCUUCUCCCAGCUGGCGGCUGCGGCUCUGAUGGAGCCACGCAGCAAGAAAAACAGCCGUCCAUUCAAAGCUUACCCUAAGGAAGCGCUCCAGAUGCCCCUUGGUUUCCUGGGGCUGCCCGGCAUGUCGCCCGCCAUGUUCCAGCAGAGCGUCGAGUCGGGAUUAUUCACGGGUAUGAACUCUGAGGAGCUUUUAAACAUGUACAACCAACAGCUGCAAAUGUUCAGAGACAAACAGUCCGCUACUUCCAGCCACAGCGGCAAGUCCUCACCUACAUCUCAAGCCCACUCUCCAAACCCAGUUCACAAUCAGCCACCUCAGAAUCACCAGCACCAUCAACAACAGCAAGCUCCCAAUCAUCAACACCUUCACAGCCAGCCCAGCCACCGCCACCCCAGCCCAUCCAGCAUCUCACAACAGUCUCACAGCAGCCUCUCCCCACCCCAGGGGACCCCAGAUCACCUGAAACCCAGCAACACCUCCAGCUCACCUUUUCCAAUUCCAGUGUCGUCAGCCUCCCUUAACGCAACCAUGGUCUCCAGCACGUCCUCCUACUCGCACACAAGUUCCAGAAAACGCCCACGAUCUCUGCCAGACGAGCAGAAAGACGCCGCCUACUGGGAGAGACGCCGGAAGAACAACGACGCCGCCAAGCGAUCCCGUGAUGCCCGGCGCGCCAAGGAAGAUGAGAUCGCCAUCAGAGCCGCCAUGUUGGAGCAGGAAAACCUCAAACUCAGGGUGGAAGUUGCUGCUCUCAAAACAGAGACAGCCCGCCUGAGGUGCCUGUUGUACAACAGUUAAAGCAGAUCUGGCCACCCCAGCACAAACUUUCACAUCCCAUCUAAUGGGUCAGGACCAAGCAUGGGUAAGACUAAGAGGGACACCAAUGGUAAGUGAACACAUAUCUAGCUGUUGAGAAGUGCCUGUCUGAUCUCCAGAUCUCUUAGAGUAUGUUCAUUGAUGCUCUCACAUUUAACUGUUACUGCCUGCUCCAAACAAUUUUUACAAGGCCACGUUUAAAGCCAGACACAAGUCAUUUACUUUAUAUAUUGUCCUUAAGAAACAAAAAAAAAUAUUUGUAUUUAGUGGAAUAAUGAAAAAAAAUUCCAGUUUUUAUAUAUGUAUUCCAUUGAAUACACUGGGGGUCAAGAAUUUUUGGCCAUAAUUUUUUCAAAAAUUACAAGCCAAUUUGUUGUACAUGCUUCAGGAAACCUUCUCUGAUAUACCUCGAAAUAUUAUUUUAACAAUAUGUUAAAAAAAACUACGUUGUUGAUAUUUCAUUAUUUAUAAAUUAUCUGGUUUUUAUAUAUAAAAUUAUAUGUAUGUUUCCAAUGAUACUAUAUAUUUAUAUAUAUAUAACACAGCCACUGAGGAUGUGUGCAGUAGGCCUACAUGUCUUGUCUACUUUCACUGUUAAUGUCCAUGUAUAAUUUUUGCUUACCUCAGGGUUUCUAAGUACAUUUAUUUAAAUGUGUAUAAACAUUUUUCUACAAUAAAACUGCUGCCUGUUGCAAUUUUUUUUACACAACUCCAGGGAGCAACUUUUUGCCAUCACAAAACUCUGAAAAAUGUUUACAUCUAAUGGGAUUUGUACAUGCUAAAUUAUUAUUCUAAAAAGAAUAUUUUCAAAGUUAUUUUAAUUGAUGAAACACAUUGUAUAAGAUAUAUAAAUGUAUGAAUUAAGUGCUGAAAAUUAUAAAUUCAAGUUCUGUUUUUAUUUUUUUUAAUUACUUUACUUUUUAAAAUCAAAUUUAAAAGUUAAAACCAUGUAAAAAAAAAAGAUAAGUUACCAAAAGAUAUUUCAUGAUUAUUUCUUUUUUGUUACCUUAAAAUAACUAUUUUUUCUCUUCUUUUAUUAAUCACUUAGGAUCUAAUAAUUUUGUCUUCCUUUAAUUUUAAUGAAAAAUUUCUUUUUUUAUUAACAAAUGCAUCAUAUAAAGUUUAUCAUGACUACAUUUUUAAAAAAUGUUUUAAAAUGUUCAUUUUCAUUUCUGUAUUUAGUUAGACCUCUCACCUAGCAAAACAUUACUGCCAGUAUAUGAGAUUGUUUUAUAAACAAAGUCAUAGAUUUUAUGGGUUUAUCAGAUUCUAUUUUGUUCAAAAUGUUCUGGAAAUCCACCACAAUCCAUCCAUUCACAAGCUUUAUUACUCACAAUGAUUCCAUAAAUAGAUCAACACAGUUUAAAGCUGAAUUGAGAGAUAUUAAAAACUCCAUAUGCAUUUAAAAAAACUUCAAUUAAAAGCCUACAUUUACAAACAAAAAAUCUUAUAUUUGCUGUGCAAAAAGCUAUAAUAUAAAUGAUUGCCCUAAUAUUUUUAAUACUUUAUUUUGAAUGUGCUUUGUAAAAACCAAUUGUAUUAAUGAUGUAAAUUGUAAUACUUAUUGUCAGGUGUGUUUGUCAUUGGUUGGUAGUCUUGUGCUGCUUGUUGUGUAGAGGACAAAGUGUUAUUGAACACAUUUUAUGCACUUACUCAGGUAACUUGUAUUACCAUCUUCACCUUUUACUGAAAAAGGGGGGAUGUCACAUUAUGUUAUCAACAUCAAUCAUUUUCUAUAUUUAUCUUUUUUUUUGUUUCAUUUUUUUCUGGAUAUUUUUUUUUCAUUUUGAAAGUUUGCAAAUUGUAUGUUUUUUUUAUCAACAACUAUAAAUAGACAUCACUUCAAAUCACA